This is a messenger RNA of Moneuplotes crassus, 6543 nucleotides long. The record is from the annotation of a GenBank genome assembly. NCBI's taxonomy places the organism in Eukaryota, Ciliophora, Spirotrichea, Euplotida, Euplotidae.
UUCAAAUUAGAGAUGUCUGAAGCCCCUUCAGGAACAACAAUUGAAUUUGAAACGAUUCUGACUCAAUAUACGAAUGAAGAAGAGAAGUUGAUCAACCAUGAGACAUUCCAGACUAUCGCUAGCAAGUUUUGGGCUCUUUUCCCUAAGAAUGAGGAUGGAAGGAUUACCAAGGACUUAUACAAAGAACUUCUUCACAGAUUCUAUAUCGUCUUACUACCUUAUUACAGAAAAGAUGAAGUAGAGAAAGAGAUCCUCAGUGAGUGGAUAUUUGACUGCCAUGGAUCCCAAGAAUUGGAUUACACCCUGUUCACAAGAGUACUUUUCAGGAUUGCUCACUCCUGGUGCAUCAAUGUAGACUAUGAAGAAUAUGCAUUCUUGCUCAACAUUUUGUACGAAAGAGUCACAUGCAAAGUGCUUGUCAAGGCAAAGACUAGGAAGGAAAUCCUACCAAAAAUUAUUGUCACAUUCCCUGAAGAAGAAAAGAAAUUUGGCAAAGACAAGGGAGAUGACGAAGAUGAAGAAGAGAACGAAGAAAAUGGAGCUGAGUGGGUAGAAUGUGAUGAAGAUGAAAGCCAAAAGAGUGAUUUUGAGUAUAAAUAUGGAGAUGAGAAUGACACAAUGGAUCUGAAGAGAUAUAAGAGACCCAAAAAUGGCUCAGGAUUAGGCAUCAUGGUCACUACACAUAUCAAAGAUCCAUUCUUAUAUACUGAGAAGGUAUCAUAUGACCUAGCUGAUGUUGAAGAAGGUGUCACUGUUGUGGAUCAGCUCAUAAAGACUGAGUAUACUCUACCUCUCGGGUACCCAACGGAGCAAUACUUAUUUAAAUUGAAGAAUGAUGUCUAUGAAGUUGUCACUCAAAACAAAGCUAAGAACAAAGGAUUUGACGAUGAAAAUAAGGACUUUGACGAUCCAGGAGAUUUGAAAGUUAACAACGAAAGAGUUACUCAGACCUUCUUCCUCUUUACAAAUAAUGGAUUCCACAAAGAAUAUAUUUUUUGAGCUUAUAUUCUUGAUGCUCUCUACAAUAGUUUCAGAAGAGCUUUGAGAGAAUGUAUUUCUCUCUCAUUACAGCUUAGUCCAACUUAUCCAAACAUCAAUAUGAGAGCUAUCCCAGUAGGACCAGGAAGUGAGAAGAGAGUUUUAAGUGAGAUGUCAAAAAUAGGAUAUAAUCCCUGCCUGGAUAGAAGAGUUCUAUGGGAAUUAUGCCACAUCCCUAGCAAGAAGAUGAACCUCUGGAUUAACAAGAACUACAUCGUUGAUCAUAAGGACAUCAGAUAUGCCUUCAAAGUAAAGAUCAGCAAGGUCGAAAACAAGGACUACCUUGUCUUGAAAGAAGAAGACAGAGUUAGGAGAGAAGAAGACUUCAUCCCUGCUGAGACUAGCUACAAGAAAAUCCAACAAUUUAUGCUAAGCAAAAAGUUCGAGUCCCUCUUCUCUAACAGAGUUAAACUUGAAGAAAAAGAGGCAGCUAGAAGCAGAAAGCAGAAGGAAAGAGAGGAAAAGAAGAAAAAGAGCGCUAGUCAACCGAGAAGAACUGAGGUUGUCCUUGACCCAAAAAUUGAAGAACAAAAUAGCCUUAAAGCUAGGUUCAAACAUCUCUUAAGCAAGGAAGGGCUUAUUCCUGAUAAUGUUGUCAAUAAGAAUGACCUUAUCAUUGAAGCUAAUAAAAAGCCAUUAUGAAUACUUGUGAUUGGAAAGCCUCGGUCUGGAAAAACAAGAGUUUGCACUGAUCUCAGUAAAUCCCUGGAUAUUGUUCAUAUCAAUAUCAAAAACUAUUUGAAUCCUCUUCUGAAGAAGGUCGCUGAAUAUGAACCUCCAGAUGAUCUUUCUGAAGGAAAAGAACCUCCUAAAUUCCUUAAUGAUCUUGAAGAGGAGGUACAUCAGGCAUUGCUGAUAGGAAAAGGACCUGACGAGGAACAACAGGUAAAAAUCAUCUCAGCAAUGGUUUCAAGCUCCCUUGCUCAGACAAAAGGAUUUGUCCUGGAUUUACCUUUCUGUAAGAGAAAGGAGACCUGGUAUGAGAUCAUCAGCAGAGGAGGUCUCUCCUUCCAACAAGAAGAUAUCUCCUUCAUUGUAGACCUAGACAUGACUGAUAAUGAUGUAAGGCAGAGAGCCCAAGGCAUAAGAUUUGACCCAACAACAGGAGAAGUUGUUAGUAAGUGGGAAAGAGUUGAAAGAAGAAAGCCAAAGAGAAAGAAGAAGAGAGGCGAUGAAGGGGAAGGUGAAGGCGAUGAUGAAGAAGAGCAGGAAGAUGAUGGAAAUGAAUCAGAUAACUCACAAGCUCCCAAAAAGCCUAAGAUUCUGCAGGAAGAUCAAGUACUUAUUAGAAUUAAUGAUUGAAGUCAGCAGUUAGAAGAAGAUUUAUUGAAUUAUAACUCAGUUGAAGCUCCAUUCUUGAAGAAAUUGAUAGAUCCUCUCUAUCACCAUCAAUAUAUCAAACUAGAUGCGGCAGGAUUGAGGCCUGAUGUGAUAAAUGAGACUCUUGUUGAAAGAGUCAAAAGAGAAAAUACUCUUCUUAGACCAAUAGCCAUUCCUCUGGAAGCUCAAGGAGAUAACAAGUCGUAUUUAACAUUAGAUAAAGAGGAGGGAGAACUUCCAAGAAGAUGGUCUCUCUGGAAGCAAACAGAUCCUGUUGCUCUUUACAACGGAAGAGUCGUUGAGGGUCAAACAGAUUUCGCUGCUUCAUUCAAUGACAGAGUAUUUUUGUUUGAGAAUGAGGAAAGCCAGCAAGCUUUUGUUGCUGAACCAAAGAAAUAUCUGAGUAAGACACCAGAAAUGCCUGGAAGAUUUAGAUUACUACUCUCUGGUCCUACAGGAUCUGGCAAGAAAACCGUGGCGAACACCCUCAGUCAAAAAUAUGGUUGGAAAGUAGUCGACUGGAACGCUCUUAUCUCUGACAAGAUCAACAUGAUGAAGGAAAGGGAAGAUCCCUUCCUCCCGAACAACCCUCUUGCUGAAGACUACCCUCUCGGUCUCUCCGAGGAGGAAUGGAAGCAAAUUCAGGAAGGAGCCCCAUACGAUGCCUUCAAGUUCAUGCCUUGGUUCUAUGAAUUCAUGGGUUUUGAGACUGAAAAGAGAAGACCCCCUCCUAUUCCUGAGGGUGAAGGAGAGGGAGAAUUAGAUGAAGAAGCCAAAGCUAAGCAAGAAGAGGAAGAACGGAAGAAACAAGAGGAGAAGAAGAAAGAAGAAGCGAAGAAAUUGAAGGAGAAAAAGAAACGUGAGAAAGAACGCAAGAAGAAGAAACAAGAAGAGCCAGAAGCUGAAGGCGAAGGUGAAGGAGAGGAUGAAGAAGAACCUCUUGAUGAUAUGAACCUGGCUGAUCUUGAUUUAAAAAUCGAGGACGAAGAGACCCUGAAAAAGCCAUUUGUUGGCGGAUAUAUCUUGAUAGGGUUCCCACAGACUAUUGAACAUAUUGAGAAUCUUGAGAAGGAUGGAAUUGGGUUUGACAAAAUUUUGUAUCUCAAUGAUACAGAUGAAGAAAAUCCAGGAGAGGUCUUAAAGCAAAGGAUGAAAGACGACCCAUUCUAUGAUCUUCAGUAUGAGCUUGAAAAUGGAGAAAGAGCACUUGGUAUUUAUAAAGAGAAGUAUGAAGAUAUUGUUAAUGAAAUCUCAUGAAAUGGAACAGUUGAAGAUGUCAUGGCAAGAGUAUAUGCAGCCAUAGAUCCAUUCUUCUGCCAAGUAGAUGAUCCAGAAAAUGUCAGGACAAGUGAUGAAGUUGGAGAAGAAGAGAAGCCACUCCCUUUCGGAGAAUAUGGAUCAUUCUGUCCUGUAACUUUAACAAAAGAUUCAUGGAUUUAUCCAGGAUCAGACGAGCAUGAAGCUCAAGUAGAUGAAAGAGUCUAUAAACUUGCUGGAGAGCAAGAGCUUGAAGAAUUCAAAGCAGAUCCAAUGAAAUACAUCAAAGAAGGCAUCCAAAGACCACCUGAACCUCAUAUAAUGAUUGUCGGUCCAAGAGGAUCAGGAGUGACAACUCAGAUUGAGAAAAUUUGUGCUAAAUACAAGGUAUCUGAUUUCUUACUCAAGGAAGAAUUCUUGAAGAAGAUCAAUCAAGAGAAAGAAGAAAGGAAGAAGCAAAGGCUCCUGGCUAGAGGGUUCAAGGCUCCUGAGCCAGUCGAAGAUGAUGCUGAGCCUGAACCAGAUCCAGAAAUUGAGGAUGAAGCUGAAGACUUUGACAAAGAAGCUCAUGAAAAGGAAGUAUUUAAGUCAAUUUUCAAUGCUGGCUCAGUACUUAUCAUUGAUGGUGACUGGUUCGAUCUCCCUGAAGAUGAAAUUGCCACUGAAUACACUGAUCUAUUAUUCAACUCAAGAAGGCCUCCUGAACUAGUUAUCUCUCUAUCAGUCUCUGAAGAUAAGAUGCUUGAAAGACUUUUAGAUAGAGAUGAAAUUGAAGCAAAAUACCAAGAACUGGUUGAGAUCAGAAAUGCUGAAAAACGCAAACAAAGAGAAGAAGACAGAAAUGCCAAACUAGAGGAACUAAAGGGAGACGAGGAGAAACCACAGGAAGAAAUUGACCAAGAGAUGGCAGAUUGGGAUAAAGAAAGAGAUGAGCAAGAACAAGAUGAAGAUGAUCCCGAUGCACCAAAUCUUGAAGCAAUGCUUGAAGAAGCAAAAGAGAAGUUAAUUGAGGGUAGAACGACUCAAGCUGAUUUUAUUGAAGAAUUUGAGACAAAAGUAUCUGAUAUGAAGGUCCCUGUUAUUAAGGUUGAUGGAAAUCUUGAUAUGGAUAGAGUGAACCUCAGAAUUUUGGAUCAUACUAAAAACUACUUAGAAGAGAGAAAUUCUAUGUAUGAGAGAUCUCAGAUCAUCGAUCUCAAACCAGAGGAGGUCAAAUUCUAUGAAAACUCCUAUCUCUAUUCCCUCAGCAAAUAUGGCUACAAAUCUCUAUUUGAUAUUGCUAGGCCAAGUCUGACCAAACAACAUGCCUUAAUUUACAGGGACCAACUGUAUUUCUUCAGCACCCAAGAUGAGAAAGAUAAGUUUAGUCUAAGUCCAGAGGUAUACUGUAAGAAUGAAUCUGUUCCAAAAGACGUGUUGCUUCAGCCGACAUGCUUCGUCCUAGGAACUCCUUCCUGUGGAAAGUCUACCAUCUGAGAAAAGAUUAGCCAAAAGACCUCAAUGGUUCACAUAAAAAUCGAAGACAUCAUCCCUGAAUUUAUUGAAUCUGAGUGUGAACUUGGAGAUAAACUUCGAGAUGAAGUUAAAAGAGGAAUGCAAAUCUCAGAGCAGCUCCUUGUGGAAAUGAUCGCUAAAAGAAUCCAGUACAGAGACUGUGUUAGAAACGGAUUCCUACUUGAGGAUUAUCCAAAGACUCAGAGUCAAGCUAUGAAGCUAACAGAAGUGGGUAUUGUUCCUGAUUUUGUUUUCUAUAUGGACAUGAAGUCUGAAUACUGCUACAGCAGGGUUGCAAACCUUAGCGCUACAGAGUUUAUGUACGAAAAUAGAGUUAUCUCUGAGAGAUUGUCCAGACAUCUUCUUGAGAACCCUGGAGUUAUUGGAUACUAUGAAAAUGCAUUUGGAAAUGUCCAGUAUAUCAACGGUCUCAAAUCCAAAUGGUUCGUGGAAGAGAAAAUCUUGAUGCAUAUUAGGAAUUCUACUCACUCUAAAUCUACUUUUGCCAGGAAUAUUCUAGACAAUACCAAGGCUUGAGCUCUUCAGUAUCUCAACAUACACAGAUCUCUGCAUACAAUGUGUUUGUCUGGAUUCAAGUACUUCUGCCCAGUGACUUGGAAGCACCACCAGACCUUCUCUGAUUCAAAAUACAUGGAAUGUACAGCUAUUCUCUAUCAACCACCUGGCUCUGCUCUUCGUCACCUGUACUAUUUCAGAACACUCGAACAGCGUGAUAUUUUCAUCGAGAAUCCUGAAAACUUCUCUGAUGUGAAGUUGUUUACAACUGAUAUUCCACAGAUGACAGAUAUGUACAAUGCAGCCCAGAUAAUCAGCAAAGAGAAGAAUUUAGCUAAUUACUGCCCUGUCACUCUCUACGAAAGCGGGAAAGUUGAGAAAGGGUACCAACUGUUCCUAGCUUUAUACAAAGAGCACAAAUUCAUCUUCCAGACUUCAGCCAAAUUGAUUAGAUUCAUGGCAAACCCAGUGAGAUAUAGCAAAGUGUCCCUUCCAGUUAAGAUUCCACCAGUCGAAGAGAAGAUCUCAUUAUUGACAUUUGCAGAGAACGAUGAUUCAAUCCCAUUCUUGGAACAAAGCAUUGGUGCUAUUGCAACCAGAGGUCUACUGGAGGUGACCAGUCUUAGGAUGAAGUACCCUACUCUAAGUGUAAAAGAGACUGCUUUGAAGCUAUUUGCUCUUUUCCUUAAGGCUAAUAAUCCUUCUAACACUGAGCAUUCCAGGAAGAAAUAUCAGAAGAAGGUCAAACAAUUUGUAGAAAGGUGUAAUUUGCCCUUAAAGAUUGAGAAAAUGAGCAAUAAAGAAGACAGAAAAUCAAUUGAAGAGAAGAAUUAUCAUGAGCUUGGAGCUAAAUUUGACAAAAUUAUGAUGGUCAUUAAGCAAGAGAGGAGCGAGAAUUUUAUUAAUUAUAUCAGAUAA